AUGGCGACUCCUUCAAGCCCAUUCGGGCCUCUGCAGUUGUCCUGCACCGACACCGCGUGGCUCCAAGAGCUCGUGCGGCUGCUAGUGCACGAACACAUUCUGAGCUACGAGAAGUUCGUGCACCAGGACCAGCGCCUAUUGAACCCGACACAAUGGAAGCGGCACUCGCAGCGCGACAAUCUGCAGGUCUAUUGCCAGCAGCAACUCCAGCAGCAGAGGGAGAACAGCAGCGUAGGCGAGCGCGUAUCCCGACGGAGACUCUUCCGAGACACAGAGGCGCGCUCGGCCCUGGCCGAGAUGCCGACUCUGCUGCUGGUCGGCACGAUCCAAGGCUCCCUGAACGAUGUCAUGUACGGCGUCUUGAACCCAACCGCAGACUCCAUGCGGCUCAAGUCUUCCUACGUGGGGGACAAAUUCGCCAGCUGCGCAGUACUAGCGACGAUGGAGAGACCCACACCAAGCGACCCGUUCCGCUCGCACACGUUGAAGUGGUUCGAGGGCGACCACCCGUACAUCUUCCGGCCUAUCGUCAAGAACCGAGACUUUGUCUUCAUGGAGGCUACAGGGGUCACUACGCUGGCCGGAGGCGAGCGCGUGGGCUACCACGUCAUGCACUCGGUGACGUUCCCAGGCGCCAGGGAGAUGAACGGCAACGUCCGCGCGCACAUGGCCGUCUGCGCCUUCUACCGACAACAAAGUGACGGGGUCGUCGAGGUCUUCACCAAGACGACAGCCAACCCCGGUGGCCACGUCGCGCCGGCCAUCGCUGUCAAGUACGGCGCGAAUGCGCUGCUGUCGGCGCAGAGCCUGGUGGACUGCGCGCACGCCAAGAAGCUCGCGUGGGUCGUAUCAACCCGCGCGCGCGCGGCCUCCACGACCAGCACAUGCAGCAGCAGCAGUUCAAGCUCUUGUCGAGACUUUCGCGCAGACAGCGGCGGCAUCUGCUUUACCUGCGGCGAGCGCAGCAUCUCGUCGCCGCUGCUCAGCAGAAGCGGCGCCUGCACACUUUGUACGCGUCCGAUCUGUCCGACCUGCAGGGUCAAGAAAUCGCUGCGCUUCGUUGCGUGGACGGGAGGCGUGGCCAAGCACAAGAUGAAGUUCUGCGGCCCGUGCGUGCGCGAGGCCCGGAGGCUGGACGCCCGAGCGCUCGCCUGCGACGAAUUCGGAGCGGACCGUCCGCAGUCGCAUCCCAGGAACCGAUUGACGGCUCAUCUGGAAGGACUCACGGCAUCCGACCCCAACGUCGUGGUGCUACGUCCGAGCGCGCUCAGCUCUUGA
Phytophthora sojae is the source of this 1278-nucleotide messenger RNA. RefSeq lists its product as hypothetical. The coding region runs from base 1 to 1278 and encodes 425 amino acids. The transcript has a single exon. NCBI's taxonomy places the organism in Eukaryota, Oomycota, Peronosporomycetes, Peronosporales, Peronosporaceae. The record is from RefSeq and is a predicted model, not a curated record.